Molecule: messenger RNA, 1908 nt
Organism: Diaporthe amygdali
Lineage: Eukaryota; Fungi; Ascomycota; Sordariomycetes; Diaporthales; Diaporthaceae
Product: nuclear envelope protein
Exons: 3
Coding region: 1-1908 (635 amino acids)
Biological process (GO): nuclear pore organization; spindle pole body localization
Cellular component (GO): nuclear pore transmembrane ring; spindle pole body
Molecular function (GO): spindle pole body-nuclear membrane anchor activity
Source: RefSeq, a predicted model, not a curated record
AUGGCUCCAGUCAGGCGGGCUCCGUAUAAGGACUUUCUCCAGCCUGCGCUGCACCGGCGCUUUACAAGCACCGCCUCUAUCCUCUUGGCCAUCGCCCUGGUCGAGAGUGUCGUCCUCGCCAGUUGGGAUUCCCUCUUCUGGGCGGUCUUUCCAAUUGGCCCAACCGGCAUUCGAGCCUUCUUCAUCUUCCUCUGCGGCCUGGCAAUCAUCGUCCUCCGAAUCGCACAAUACCAUGUCGGCUACCGCACCUCCAACUCCGGGCUACAGACUUUCCUGAAAUAUGCUGUCACCUCUCAGACCCUGGAGGCAGUCGUUUCCUACACACUGUCGUCAUGGCUUUUCAGCCAGAUAUACCUGUGGUCGGCGACGGAGGAUCUCGCAUGGGUGUCCGUCCAGCCGGGCGUGGGCGGUAGAGUACGUUUGAACGAGAAGCCCAUCUUCUUCACGGCGCAUUUCCUAGUGUUGGGAAUCAUACACGGCGCCCUUCAUAUCUCCCGCGACGAUGACCGGCUGCGCCUCCGCUCCGCGGGACUACGGGCCAACGAUGCAGCUGCUACCGACACCCCGCCGACCUGGUCCACGCGCCUCAUGAGCGAGGUUCCUCUCUUGGCGCACCGCGCUCUUGUGCAAACUCUGGCCGUCCUCGCCUUCAACAUUUUCUUCUACCACGCCUUCUUGCGGAGCUUGGCUUGGCGAAUCGCGUUGGCCUUCUUCCGUCCCUUCUACACUAUGCCGAAGACCAAUCUGGCUCCGGCCACUUACGGUGGCAUUAGUUUUCCUCUAUGGGUCAAGUGCUCGUGCGCCAGCUUCAUGUUGUUGUUCUUGUGGUUGGCGGGCAGUAGGAUGUUCUCAAUGUUUCUGGUCAGGCCACCACUGAAGAAUGGAAACCCACUCACGUCGGAGUCGAAGGACCCGAACGGGAGCUUGUUGAACGGGUUGAAGAGCAAGAAGCUCCCCAUCAAGUGUUUUGCGACAUGGGAACUAGCACUGAUUGCCAGGGAUUUCCAACCGCGGCGCAAGGCCAUCUACCAGGACAUUGACAGGAAAGACGGCCCGAUGUGGUCGCAAGUAUACGCGCUAUGUCUUCAAAUUGUCAAAGACGUGGAAACACGAAUCGAUGGGUACGGCAAAGCUCCUGCUGCAGACCCUCCGACACCCGUACCAGCGAACACGGAUACCAAGCCCGUGGUCGAAAAGCCAGCCAGCAGUGACCAAGUACUAGUCACUACACCCACCAAGAAGACCCUUCGAGGCGAGGUGGAGAAGAUUGUUAGGACUACAGCCGUGUCACCAGGCCAGCCUUCGCGGCUGAGCCCAUACGUGCAGAAGGGGGUCGCCCAAGCCAAAGGCUACGUUGAGGACAUCGCACGGCAGGCGACCGGCUCGGACGCCACCGACAACCCAUUCCAGUACUGGACCAGACAGAUACUGGGCUCGCCACUGGGUAGGCCGUUCAAGCAGAGCUUCUCGCGAAGAAUCACCACUGUGGUUCUAGGAGAACCCUUUGGGGAACCAGCACUCAUUAUCAACGCUAUAUCUGCUCUGACAAACCUGGCCGUGCUCAGCCUGGCAGAAGACAGCUUCGGGAAUGUCCAGCGGGAUGUCGCCGCCAUCAUCCGCACCUUCACGGCGGUCGCGACGAAGCUGGACGCGUUUAAGGCGAACUUUCCCCUGCACUGGACAGACCACGACGCGGAAAGGGAGUGCACUGAGGUAGAUGCGAUCCUGGAGACGCUCAAGGAGGCACUUGGGCAGCUUAUCACGUCCUUUGGCCCGUACGCGAGGGACCUCAGGCUGACGUUUGCGGAUAUGAGACAUGCGCGGGAGGUGGCUGGGCUGCCCGCCAGGGAGGGAGGGGCUAUUGCCAGAGUUGAUGCGGCGAGGCCGGAAAUGCGGCAGCUUCGAUGA